AUGACCUACCCGACCUUCGUGACGGCCCCCGAGCUCCUCGACGCCCUCCUCGGCCGCUUCUACAUGCACGCCCCGCCGCAGCUCCGUCCCGCCGAGCUGGCCCUCUGGACCGCGCAGAAACAGCAGACGGUGCGGUUCCGCGUCGUCAACGUGCUCAAGACCUGGCUCGAGCGGUUCUGGAUGGAGCCGCACGACGAGCCCACACAGGACUUCCUGCGGCACAUGCGCGCCCAGAUCCAAACCUCCGCCGCCAUCAUGGACAUCCCCACCGCCGCGCAGCUGCUCACCGUCAUCGAGAGCCGUCUACACGGCCAGGAGCUCAUGCGCCGCCUCGUGUCACCGCCUACCACCCCCGCGCCCCAACCCGUCACCCCCAAGAACAUGAAGAAGCUGAAGCUGCUCGACAUCGACCCGACCGAGCUCGCGCGCCAGCUCACCAUCAUCGAAUCGCGCCUCUACGCCCGCAUCCAGCCGCGCGAGUGUCUCAAGAAAGCGUGGGGCGCGAAGACCGCCUCGCCCACGCACACCUCGACGGCCGUCAACGCCAUGAUCCUCCAUUCCAACCGGUUGGCGAACUGGGUCGGCCAGCUCGUCCUCCAACACGAUGAGAUGAAGAAGCGCGUGUCCACCAUUAAGCAUUUCGUGACGGUGGCUGAGAAAUGCCGCGACCUCCACAACUACGCAACCAUGAUGUCCAUCAUCUCCGGCCUGGGCACCAGCCCCGUCUACCGACUCCACCGCACCUGGAGCCAGGUUAAUCCGCGCAUCCGCGCAACGCUCCAGGAGCUGCGCACGCUCAUGGCCAGCGAGAAGAACUUUGCCCUGUACCGCGACACCCUGCGACGGACGAGUCCGCCGUGCGUGCCCUUCCUCGGGAUCUACCUCACAGACCUGACCUUUAUCGAGGACGGCAUCCCAGAUCUCGUCCAACCGGGAAUGAUCAAUUUCAGCAAACGCGCCAAAACGGCCGAGAUCCUGCACGACAUGCAGCAGUACCAGAAUAUGCCGUACAGCCUCCAGCCCGUGGCGGAGCUCCAGGAGUUCGUGGUCCGCGGCAUCCAAGCUGCCGGAGAUGUCAACGAGAUGUAUGAGCGGAGCCUGCGGCUGGAGCCCCGGCAGAUGCAUGAGGAACGGGUCGUUCGGGGCGGGCCAUAUACCGCUACGGGGAGCCAUAUGAGCUCUGUGGUGAUUGCCAGCAUGGUGUUGCGAUAG
Aspergillus terreus NIH2624 is the source of this 1212-nucleotide messenger RNA. Its product is annotated as Ras-GEF domain-containing protein. Gene Ontology annotation, molecular function: guanyl-nucleotide exchange factor activity. Gene Ontology annotation, cellular component: plasma membrane. Gene Ontology annotation, biological process: Ras protein signal transduction; positive regulation of GTPase activity. The coding region runs from base 1 to 1212 and encodes 403 amino acids. NCBI's taxonomy places the organism in Eukaryota, Fungi, Ascomycota, Eurotiomycetes, Eurotiales, Aspergillaceae. The record is from RefSeq and is a predicted model, not a curated record. The transcript has 3 exons.